Molecule: messenger RNA, 5365 nt
Organism: Amblyraja radiata (thorny skate)
Lineage: Eukaryota; Metazoa; Chordata; Chondrichthyes; Rajiformes; Rajidae
Gene: epha7
Product: eph receptor A7
Exons: 18
Coding region: 195-3263 (1022 amino acids)
Biological process (GO): protein phosphorylation; axon guidance; ephrin receptor signaling pathway
Cellular component (GO): plasma membrane; dendrite
Molecular function (GO): transmembrane-ephrin receptor activity; ATP binding; protein binding
Source: RefSeq, a predicted model, not a curated record
CGGAACGGCGAGAUUGACGCGGCGGCAGCUCGGAUCUCCGCCCUCACCAAGCACCGGGCGCUAUUUGAGUGUGUGGAAUAAGCGCUGCUGCCACAGCCUGGGACUUAAAGCACAGAGACGCGGCGAGUUCGCUGCAAGAGCGGCAGUUAAAAAAAAACACCACCCUCCCAAAGCCCAAGCCACGGCUACCUACCAUGGGCUCCAAGCUCAGCCACGCUCUUUGGAUUAUCUGCUGCUGCAUUUCUGUACUCAGCACCAUUCUCACGCAUCUGACGCAGGCUGCGAGAGAAGUUAUUUUGCUGGAUUCCAAAGCGCAGCAGACGGAGUUGGAGUGGAUCUCUUUUCCUGCUGAUGGGUGGGAGGAGAUCAGUGGUGUCGACGAGAACUACAUUCCCAUCCGCACGUACCAGGUGUGCAGAGUAAUGGAACCAAAUCAGAACAAUUGGCUGCGGACUAACUGGAUUGCAAGAAGCAAUGCCCAGAGGAUAUUUGUGGAGAUGAAGUUUACCCUGAGGGAUUGUAACAGCAUUCCAGGAGUCUUGGGGACAUGCAAGGAGACAUUCAACCUGUAUUACUUUGAGAGCGACUCAGAUGCUGGCAGGAACAUCAAGGAGGUUCAGUACCUCAAAAUAGACACCAUUGCGGCAGAUGAAAGUUUUACCCAGGGAGAUCUUGGAGAGCGUGUGAUGAAGCUCAACACAGAAGUGCGGGAAAUCGGGCCCCUGUCGAGAAAGGGAUUCUACUUGGCUUUUCAGGACGUGGGAGCCUGCAUUGCCCUGGUGUCUGUACGUGUUUACUAUAAGAAGUGUUGGUCCAUUGUGGAAAACUUAGCAAUUUUCCCAGACACUGUGACGGGGUCUGAAUUCUCGUCCCUGGUGGAGGUGCAUGGCACUUGUGUCAGCAAUGCCGAAGAGGAAGCAGAAAACCCUCCGAAGAUGCAUUGCAGUGCAGAGGGUGAGUGGUUGGUGCCCAUCGGCAAAUGCAUCUGCAAAGCAGGAUUUCAGCAGAAGGGGGAUGAUUGUGACGCUUGUGGGUGGGGAUUCUAUAAAUCAUCAUCACUGGACCAUCAGUGUGCCCGCUGCCCAGCGCACAGCCACACAGACCAGGAAGGCUCCUCGCGGUGCGAAUGUGAGGAUGGCUACAACAGAGCCCUUACCGAUCCUCCUUCUGUACCUUGUACAAGACCUCCUUCUGCACCACAAAAUCUUAUUUAUAACAUAAACCAGACCACAGUAAAUCUCGAGUGGGGCCCGCCAGCAGACACCGGAGGCCGAAAUGACGUUACCUACAGGAUAAUGUGCAAACGCUGCAGCUGGGAACUGGGUGAGUGCAUGCCAUGUAGCGGCAGCAUCGGCUUCAUGCCUCAGCAGACUGGACUGGCAGACACGUACGUGACCAUCAUAGACCUACUGGCCCACGCCAACUACACAUUCGAGGUGGAAGCCGUGAAUGGUGUCUCAGACCUGAGCCGUACCCAGAGGUUGUUUGCGGCCGUCAGCAUUACCACUAGCCAAGCAGCUCCCUCACAGGUUAGCGGUGUAAUGAAGGAUAGAGUGCAGCAGAGGAUUGUCAAUCUCUCCUGGAAGGAACCGGAACAUCCCAAUGGAGUCAUCACAGAAUAUGAAAUCAAGUACUAUGAAAAGAAUCUAAAAGAUCGCACUUACUCCACAGUAAAAUCUACCUCAACAUCAACUACCAUUAAUAACCUGAAACCAGGUACAGCCUACAUCUUCCAGAUCCGAGCCUUUACUACAGCUGGCUAUGGAACCUACAGCCCCAGGAUAGAAGUCUUAACCCUAGAGGAGAGUACAGCUACUGCUGCUUCCACUGAGCAGAAUCCUGUCAUUAUCAUCGCUGUGGUCGCUGUGGCAGGGACCAUCAUUCUGGUCUUCAUGGUGUUUGGCUUCAUUAUUGGACGAAGGUAUGGAACUAAGGAACAUGCCGAGCCGGGUCACACACUUGAGGGCAUUCUGAGAUGUUUUCCUUACGUGAGGAGAGCAAUAGAAAUACACUGUGGCUACAGCAAAGCAGAACAAGAAGGGGAUGAGGAGCUCUAUUUCCACUUUAAAUUGCCAGGUUCAAGAACAUACAUCGAUCCCGAAACCUACGAGGAUCCUAACCGGGCAGUUCAUCAGUUUGCCAAGGAACUAGAUGCUUCCUGCAUUAAGAUCGAAAGAGUGAUUGGAGCAGGUGAGUUUGGAGAGGUGUGCAGUGGUCGCCUGAAGCUGCCUGGAAAAAGGGAUAUACCAGUUGCAAUUAAAACAUUGAAAGUAGGCUUCACCGAGAAACAGCGAAGGGACUUCCUCUGUGAGGCAAGCAUCAUGGGACAGUUUGAUCACCCCAAUAUCGUUCACUUGGAAGGAGUCGUUACCAGGGGUAAACCAAUUAUGAUUGUAAUCGAAUACAUGGAGAAUGGAGCGCUGGAUGCAUUUCUCCGGAAACAUGACGGGCAGUUCACAGUGAUUCAGCUAGUUGGAAUGCUGCGUGGGAUAGCAGCUGGGAUGAGGUAUCUCGCCGACAUGGGCUACGUGCACAGAGAUCUGGCAGCUCGCAACAUUCUGGUCAAUAGCAAUCUUGUCUGCAAAGUUUCUGACUUUGGCCUCUCAAGGAUUGUGGAAGAUGACCCAGAGGCUGUCUACACUACCACAGGUGGUAAAAUUCCAGUCCGGUGGACAGCUCCCGAGGCCAUACAGUACCGCAAGUUUACGUCAGCCAGUGAUGUGUGGAGUUAUGGAAUAGUAAUGUGGGAGGUCAUGUCCUACGGAGAGCGGCCUUAUUGGGAUAUGUCCAAUCAGGAUGUUAUAAAAGCUAUUGAAGAAGGUUAUCGUCUCCCUGCUCCCAUGGACUGUCCACCUGGCCUUCACCAACUGAUGCUCGACUGUUGGCAGCAGGAACGCAACGAGAGACCCAAGUUUGAUCAGAUAGUUGGGAUCCUAGACAAAAUGAUUCGUAAUCCAAACAGUCUGAAGGUUCCUGUGGGUACUUGCAGUAGACCAAUCAAUCCACUUCUAGAUCAAAAUACGCUGGACUUCACCUCCUUUCGUUGUGUAGGCGAUUGGCUCGAGGCCAUCAAGAUGGAACGGUACAAGGACAACUUCACAGCCGCAGGGUACAGCACACUGGAAUCAGUGGCGAGGAUGACCAUUGAGGAUGUGAUGAGCUUGGGAAUUACAUUAGUUGGGCAUCAGAAGAAAAUCAUGAGCAGCAUUCAGACUAUGAGAGCCCAGAUGCUGCACUUGCAUGGUACGGGGAUUCAAGUGUAACAGACCUUUUCUCCCUUCGAGCAAAAGGGAACAGACUUUGGGGGAAAACAAAAAGACACCAUCUGCUGCUAGUACUGUCAGUACCAACAUUCUUCUAAAUUACUUCCUGUGAUGGAUCAGAGAUUCAGGGGAAGGUGUGCAACAAUGUUCCUCCAAGCCACUGAAAAAACAAAGAGGUCCUUUUACAGCACAGAUUGAGAGUGAUUGGAACUUGCACAUUAUGAAGAAAUUACUACCUGCAAUGUUUAGAACUUUACAAAGAGAAAAAAAAACACAAAAAAAAAAACGAAACUUCGGAUUCUAACCUUUUUUGUCUACUGGGCUUUUUAAAGGUGUACAUAUCAGUUUAUGUAGACUAUAUCUGUCAAAGACACUUGCCAUGUUAUGGUUAAUCAAUUAAAUCAUUUUCAAGACUUGUGCUUGCUGAAUGGGGUUCGUUCAGCCAUCUUGUUCUUCUUCCUUACCUGCAAUAUCGGAAGGCUUUCACUGCAACCCCAGUUCUUAAGUAUUCAUCCAUGAAUCUCUAUCUACCCCUUUCUGAUACCUAUGUGAUGAUAUUGAAAUUGAUGUGCCACUUGUAGGCAAUAGCCAUUGUAGUUUAAAUCUAAAAAGCUUUCACUUAUUGGAAGUUGGCGCUCUCAAUAAUUUCCAUCCAUUGUUACCGACAGGAGGAUCAUUUACAGAGACUUUAAAAAAGAAUUUUCCAGUUACAAAAGCUUCCAUUUUACUUUAAGAUUGUAUGCCGAAAAAUCUAAACAGAAAGGGAAUUAUUUUGAAGAGAGUUAAGGUUCCUUGAAACGGAUCCUUAUUUUUUAUGUAGGCUUUUCAGACCUCAUAAAAUAGCAUGGCACCUUAGCUAAUAUAGUGAUGAGAGAAAGAUUAAAAACAAUAAAAUUAGAAGAAAGAAAAAAUAUUGCAAUCAACGGUCAACUGAAUGGUUAAAAAAUGUUUGGGUUUAGACCAAACUAAAAUAUGAAGUAUGAUGUGGAAUAUGGCAGUGGAAAGGAAUGGGAAAAUGUAUAUGAUAUUAGGUAUAUGUUUGCAAAUGAGCUGUGGUGAUCACAGAAUAUGGCAUAAAUAUGAGCCUGCCCAUAGGUUCAAGGCUCAUAUUUGUAGAUACACUAAUGUAUCUAGAUAUGAUGGAAAAAAUCAAACCGACCGAACUCUGAUCUAAGUCCUUUCUCAGUGGAAAAGUGGUUAAACCCAGAAUGUUAUUGUCACAACCCAACUCAUUCCUCCAGUCAAUUGGAUUUUUCCAACCUGCAUUUCUACUCGACUGUAGCAUAAUUGAUGGUUACCUGGUCCGCAAAGACCCACAGAAGAUUCCAAAGAGUGGAGCUUUUUACUUUCAUGAGAGACCCCACAUAUCAGAUCAGAACUCCAUUCUCAUGUCCUGAACACGAGGGAUGCAAAUACUUCUAUGUAAAAGUUGUAAUUUAUUUGUACUGUCAUUUUUUUAUGCAAGUUUGUCUGUAGUGAGCUCAGUACACACUGAAAAUGCACUAUAUUUUUCUAUUUCACUGACAGAGAAUCACAGACAACUCAUUUAUUUUCAGUUGUACAUAAUAUUAACUAAUUAAUAAAAAUCACAUUUAGGACCAAAGAAGGUUGUAGUUUAGCGAACAUCUAAACAAAAUAUCUAAAGAGAUGUCAUUUUUUCCAAUUUUCUUUUUUCCCCAGAUCAUGUAUAGUGUUUUUAUAAUUGCUUUCAUUAUUUUGUGUUUAUAUAGUCUAUUAUUUAUUUCUGUUUGGUUUAGAGACAGUGACCCUGAAACAGCACAGGGUCUACCAGUGUCUUGCAAGAACUCCAACAGGAGGCCAGUAGGAUUCCCAGGAAAAUGGCAGAGAUAGAUGAUCAUUAUUACUGUUUGCUUUGGGUUAUACACCAGUAUCCUGCUGGAGUUACAGUAGGAUUGGUAGAACUCCUUCAAGACAUCAAGAGACCAGUAUAAUUCCAAAUGGUUUCUUUCCUCACAAGAAUACAGUGAAUUCUGUUGAGUUGGAAUCUAUAUAAAUAUUUCAUUAGAAGUUUUGUGAUUAAUCUGAUGGUCUUAUUUUUCAAUUGUUUGUAAAAGACUGUAAAUAUAUUUUUUUGAAAACUA